Messenger RNA from Dentiscutata erythropus, 1137 nucleotides. Lineage: Eukaryota; Fungi; Glomeromycota; Glomeromycetes; Diversisporales; Gigasporaceae. The record is from the annotation of a GenBank genome assembly.
AUGGAGACCACCGACGCUGCUUUGAAAUUCUUGGUCAGUGGUAGUAUAACUCUUCCAAUGAUUGCUCAAAAAGCUGCUGAAGUGAUCCCAUGCGACCCUCCACCAGCUAACAAACGACAUGACCCAUCUUCUCAAUCUAAAAAUAUAACGCGUAAUGUUGGUGAAGAUGACCAUCAACCCUUACCACCUUUAAUAUCAUUUAUCCAACGAUUAGUCGUAAAAUCAAACGUUUCAACUGCUACCUUCCUUACUACCGUUGUUUACCUAGCUCGCCUGAAAAAUAAAUUACCAAAAUUAGCAAGAGGAAUGCAUUGUACUCGUCAUAGAGUUUUCCUUGCUACUCUAAUAGUUUCAUCAAAAUACUUGAAUGACUCUUCUCCUAGAAAUAAAUAUUGGUCUAAAUUUUCUGGUGUAUAUACUGUUGCAAAAGUUAAUCUUAUGGAAAGACAAUUACUAUCUUUAUUAGAUUAUGACCUUCGAAUACAUAAAGCUGAUCUAGAUUUACAUCUUGGUCCUUUAUUAAAAUCUUUACCUCGAUUAAACUUUAAUCUUAAUACUCCUUUAAGGACUGACCCUCCUCCAAGGGUUCCAUCCUUAAAACAUCAUCAACGAUCGGCUUCUCAUCCCGCCAAUAAUAAUCAUCAAAAAAUUUCUUCUUAUCCACGUCUCCAAAUGUAUACUCCUUCACAUAGAACUCCUCCUAGACGUCAGAACUCGUAUCAGUCACGUGUCUUGGCCUCCCCUUUUUCUACUUAUGAUAUUGACAUGAAUACUUUGUCAAUACCUUCUUCAACUUCCUCAACCUCCUCUAGCUCCUGUAAUAAUAAUCCCAAUACGCCAAAAUAUUUAAAUUACAUAGAUGAAUUUUUUCCAAUGGAAACUGAUGAUGAAACCAAAAAGGAUGAUGAUGAUGAAUCUGUAAUUUACGAUGAACCUGUAACUGCAACUUUCAAUGAACUUUAUGAACGUUUUUCCUUAUAUGGACAAAUGAGAGAUCAAUAUGCGCUUAACAUUCCUUCUUAUUUACAACAACAAAGACGACGAUGGAAAUUACCGGACGCUGGCGUCUCUCCAAUGUCAUUAACACAAUCGACUUCUUCAUCUAGUAAUGUACAUGAAAUGUCAUUUACAAAUUAA